AUGGCCGCCUCUCCAGACAAGGACCUCACCCAAGAAACAAUCUACGACGAAGAAUGGUGGGUCAGAAACACCCGCGAACACCCAGACAGCCCCAUCAACCUCCCCCUCUCCCCGUCACCACAACCAGCCUCUUCGGGAGACUCAAACAACACCACAUCCUCCACCCACACAAACACCUCCAAUAUCUCCAUCCCCGCCACAGCAGUCCACACCCACGACACAACGGCCGCGGCCAUCACAUCCCUCCGACCGUCCGGGAAUCCCCACGCACCCUUAUUCCUCUGCGCACCGCCCGUGAAGCCGGCAAACAAGGGCCAAUGGGCCUACGUGGAAUACAUUCCCGCCUGGACGGAUCCCCUCUGGAAAGACGGCGAUUCGCGCGUGCAGGAUGAGAAGAAUCCCGCGUACGUCGUCCGCCGGCGCGACUGGACGAAGAGGAUUCGCCCCGCGCAGCUGCCGCAGGAUAGGGCGCAGAAUCCGAGUGCGUUUGCGUUGCG
Colletotrichum acutatum is the source of this 497-nucleotide messenger RNA. RefSeq lists its product as uncharacterized. The transcript has a single exon. The annotation marks the transcript as partial. NCBI's taxonomy places the organism in Eukaryota, Fungi, Ascomycota, Sordariomycetes, Glomerellales, Glomerellaceae. The record is from RefSeq and is a predicted model, not a curated record.